Messenger RNA from Colius striatus (speckled mousebird), 1816 nucleotides. It is a transcript of the gene MPZ, whose product is annotated as myelin protein zero. Gene Ontology annotation, biological process: myelination. The record is from RefSeq and is a predicted model, not a curated record. NCBI's taxonomy places the organism in Eukaryota, Metazoa, Chordata, Aves, Coliiformes, Coliidae. The coding region runs from base 184 to 927 and encodes 247 amino acids. The transcript is spliced from 6 exons. Gene Ontology annotation, cellular component: membrane.
GCCGCCACCGCCCCGGCUGCCUGGCGCCCAUUGGCCCGGGGCCGGGGGGCUGCCGGCGUCGCUGGGCGCUGCUUGCUCUUAAACCUCGGCCCCCGUCCCGCCGGCAGCCUGGGGCGCGCCACGGGCCCCGCGCAGCGCCAGCCCUCCAUGCAGCUCGGAGCCCCGCGCUGACACGCAGCCACCAUGUCGCGGGGUGCCAGGGGCAGCCUCCUCCUCCUCCUUGCCGGGCUCCUCUUGGCGCUGGGGCCGUUCCCGACCUCGUCCAUCCACGUCUACACGCAGCGGGAGGUGUAUGGCACCGUUGGCUCCCACGUCACCCUCUCCUGCAGCUUCUGGUCCAGCGAGUGGAUCUCUGAGGACAUCUCCAUCACCUGGCACUUCCAAGCCGAGGGCUCCCGCGACAGCAUCUCCAUCUUCCACUAUGCCAAGGGCCAGCCCUACAUCGACGACGUGGGCAGCUUCAAGGAGCGGAUGGAGUGGGUGGGAAACCCCCACCGCAAGGACGGCUCCAUCGUCAUCCACAACCUGGACUACACCGACAACGGCACCUUCACCUGCGACGUCAAGAACCCCCCUGACAUCGUGGGCAAGUCCUCCCAGGUCACUCUCUACGUCCUCGAGAAAGUGCCCACCCGCUACGGCGUCGUGCUGGGCUCGGUCAUCGGCGGGGCUCUGCUGCUGGUGGCCGUGCUGGUGGCCCUGGUCUAUCUCACCCGGUACUGCUGGCUGCGGCGGCAGGUGGCCCUGCAGCGACGCCUGAGCACCAUGGAGAAGGGGAAGCUGCAACGAUCGGCCAAGGACGCGUCCAAGCGCAGCCGGCAGGCGCCCGUGCUCUAUGCCAUGCUGGAUCACAGCCGCAGCACCAAGGCGGCGAGCGAGAAGAAAGCCAAAGGAGUCCCCGGCGACUCCCGCAAGGAUAAGAAAUAGCGGUUAGCGGGCAGGGAAGGUACCGCGGGGGCGGGCGCCGGGGCCGCCCGGCCCCCCAAAGUCGUCAUGACCAUCGAGAUGGAGCUGCGGGGGGAGGCUGCCGAGGCCGCCCGCCCCCCGCCCGCCGUCCGCUCCCCCAGCAAGGGCAGCCUCAAAAACGCCCUGAUGAACAUCAUCAAGCCGAACGCGGGGACCUGACGGCCAGCAGGGGGGGUCCAGGCGGCCACCCGGCCCCAGGAAGCGGCCGCCCCGAGCCGCGGGACCCGGCGAGGAGCGGGGUGUGGUUCUCGCCCCGGGUCCCGCGGCCUCGGCGUCGCUCCGGCGUCCCGAAGCCCCGUCCCAAAGCCCCCUUUGCUCGGUACCUUCCUCUGCGCAACCGCUGCCCUGCCCGGCCACGGCCACUGGUGUAAUUUUUCUAUUUGAAGAUGCAACCACUGAAUUUAGGGUCUGUCCCACUCCGGGCUGCCUCGGUCCCUCCCCCUCCCCAGGGAUCUGCAGGGUCCCUGUGGGGCCGUGCCGCCCCCCUGCCUCCCCAUCACGCCCCCCCGCAACUAGUCUCUGGGAGAGUUCUUCUGCCCCCAUCGUUGCUCCUUUUUUCUGGCCGUUUUCUCGUCUCUCCCCACGACCGAGUCCAAAUGACGUCGCAGGGUGUCCCUCGCCCCCUCCCCUCCAUCCGCUCCCCUUCCCCAUUAACCCUCCCGCCCCAUAACCCUCAGCCCCCUUUGCCUUGGCCGGAGCCUUAUGGAGGAGGAGAGGCUGCGGCCAGGCGGGAGGAGCUGCCGGUGCCCCUCACCCCGGAGCCAGGCGCCGCCCCACGAUGUAUUUUUCUAUGUCCUGACUGUGUUCCCCCGUCCCCAUGGCGCCAUUAAUAAAACUCACAUCUCCUUGA